Messenger RNA from Mucor mucedo, 1146 nucleotides. RefSeq lists its product as uncharacterized. The coding region runs from base 1 to 1146 and encodes 381 amino acids. The record is from RefSeq and is a predicted model, not a curated record. Lineage: Eukaryota; Fungi; Mucoromycota; Mucoromycetes; Mucorales; Mucoraceae. The transcript has 3 exons.
AUGAACCCCAACAAUAUUGCAUUAUCCAACGCCGAUUUUAUCCGUCUUUACGAAACUGCCAUCAAACGUAUGGAAGCAAAGUGGGAGACUAAGUUUGCUCAGUUAACUGCAGAUAUGAAUCGUGGAUUUCGUAAUGUUCCUGUAGCCGUGAGCAAUCACAUGUACCUGAAAUCUGGAGAACAUUGUAAGUGCUGCAGUCAACUCAAAAAGCUUCAAAGAUCCAACAGCAAGGCCUCCAUCCAAAAGCCACUCGCAGUAGAGUCAGCAGAGCAUCUGCAAGAUCAACUCCGUCGAGCAAUUGCGCACUACAAGGAUAAUGGUCUGGUCGAAAAAAUUGAUGCCAUGAUGAUAAUUUUUGGAUCUAGAUCAAUUGAAACGCGUAAGGAGAACAAGAUCGAAGACUUUGAGAUCGUGACCGAGGCGUAUCUCAAGUCAAUUUCGUCUGAGGAUUGCAGCGAUGAGGAUAUCACGGCCAGAGCAACAGAAUCAUACAACCACGUCCAUUCCCUGUGUAAGCAUUUUGUCGUAGCAUAUCUCGGUGACAAAUUGCUGACACAUUUUACAUGGAGCUCACUUGAUGCCAAGGUCCGUAAGGAGAUGACCGCCUUGUUUGAGUGCAUCGUUCUGUUCUGGAACAAGCGUGUGGGUAUAAGUGGAUUCCCAACAACUUUCGCCGCUGAGAUGAUCUCGGAUGCAGAAGCUCACACCCCGGUGAUGCCACUGUACCGUGCUGACAAGAACUGGAUGGCACGUCGUAUGCUGAUUUCAGCCAUUCAAACUGCUGUCCCAGAUAAACCAGUACGACGUCCAGUUUCCUCAGGCGUGUCCAACAACUUUGACAGCUUGGGGUUAUCCGAAGAGCCUCUGGGUAACACGUCCACAUUCAAUGUCAGCAUGAGUACGUUGAGUUCUUUUGGGCGGGUCAGAAUGCCAGACGACGAUGCUCCGUCAGUCUCUUCUGGCAGAGACAUUCUCAACUGUUUGUCUGACGAUGUGUUUGACGAUGUGCUUGACGAGGUGUCCGAGGAGAUGCCCGAGGAGGUGCCUGAGGAGGUGUCUGAGGAGGUGUCUGGUGCGAAGAGACAGCUUGCCAAUUCAAAUGCAGAAGGUGAAAGAAGAAAAAGUCAACGGUCUCGUAAUGCCUAG